UUUCUUCAAAUUUGGUCAAUGGGUUUUCUCCCUCGAUAUCAUAAGUCAUUCUUCAUGAUUCUUCGGCGCAAAUUGCACCAUAGUCGUGCCAAUGUUAAAGGGCAUCGGUUUUAAUGUAAAUCCAUGUAAUAAAGGACUCGUAAAAGCGUGGGGCCUCGGCGAGGGUAACGUGUAAAGUUGUGUAAACCGUAAAGUAAGAGGCGUCGUCCCAAUAUCAGUGCGUACUUCGGCCAUCAUGCCUCCUUCCAGUCAGUCAGUUCCAUCCAUUACCUUCUUGUGGAUGUUAUACCGUUGUUGGUAAGAUGUGACAUUUCCGAAAUGGUCUCGAACCAAAUUGAUCUCGCCCUUUGGACGAUGUAGCUUCCACAGCGUCAAUUAUGGAUGGAUUCCUCGACGAGCAGACCCUGCAAGCUGUUCUCGGGCGUAGUGAUUUUGUGGGUGGGAUUGAUAACGAAGCACUCGAUUUUAGCCAGUUAGAAGAUUUUAUCAAUGAUGAAACAGAUCAGUCUAAUUCCUACUUUGGAGAAUCGUUGUGCGCAGACAGGACCCCUAGGACUCUCACCAUCGUCGGCCACAUUUCAACGAAUCCCCCCAUCGAUGCGCAGCAUUACACACAACCGCACAAUUUACCUGAAAGCCCACCUGAUUCGGGAUCGGAGCCUCCUUAUUCACCUCAGGAGGCGACAAAACCGCAUUCACCGCGUAACCAAGGGAAAGUCGGAGCCGUCGAAGAGCUUCUCCUCACGCAGGGAAGCGUAUACGGCAAACUCCUCGCCCCGACUGAACUCCACCCUACUGUUUUAAGCCAUACUCCUAUUCACGAACCGCUAUCUCCUCUCUCAGGCAGCACACUCAUAACAACAGCCGCACCACAGACUGAUGACACUGCAAUCACAGCUGUUUACACAGCGCUGAAAAAGAGAAAGUUAAGUCAAGACAACACAAAUGUUAAGCAGGAACAACCUGGUAAACUUAGUUUUAUUAUUUAUUGUAUAAUUCAGCGUAUUAAUUUUUUUUCUUGUCGUCAUGCAGAAUUGGUUGUUGAAGAUGACGUGUCCUAUCAAGAUGGAGGGACGGAGAACGGAAUGUACCUCGACUCGAGUAGCUUCCAGUGUAUCAGAUUCCAGCCAUUCCAGCAAACCUCCUGGCACACUCUUUGUGAUCACAACCUCAAGGAACUGCCUUCACCACACUACAGAGUUGAUGCCGACAAAGGGUUCAACUUUUCGAACACCGACGAUGCUUUCGUUUGUCAAAAGAAAAACCACUUUCAGAUAACAUGCCACACCCAGCUCAUAGGGGAUCCGCAUUUUGUCAAAACGCCUGAAGGCCUACGUAAAAUUGACAACUUUUAUUUACACUUUUACGGUGUCAAAGUUGAAUCGCCGUCGCAGACGAUUAAAGUUGAACAGUCGCAGAGUGACAGGAGUAAAAAGGCUUUUCAUCCUGUUAUGCUUGAUCUCAAAAAUGAAGAAGUUUCAAAAGUGACGGUCGGCAGGCUUCACUUUAGUGAGACAACAUCAAAUAACAUGAGGAAAAAAGGGAAGCCCAAUCCCGACCAAAGAUAUUUUUACUUAGUCGUCGGACUGCAUGCCCACUGUACCGAUUCGUCGCAUUAUCAGAUCGCAUCCCACGCUUCCGAGAGGAUUAUUGUCAGAGCCUCAAACCCAGGACAGUUUGAGAACGACGGAGAAGCCGUGUGGCAACGGGGAGUGACCGGCGAUUCGGUGUUCCAUUGUGGCAGAGUCGGGAUUAAUACAGAAAGGCCUGAUGAGGCGCUGGUUGUCCAUGGCAACAUCAAACUCACCGGGCACAUUGUCCAGCCUAGCGACAUUCGCGCCAAGGCAUAUAUACAGGAGGUCGACAGCAGGCAGCAGCUCAACAACCUGUCCAAAUUGAGAGUAGUCAAAUAUAGAUACAAACCCGAGUUUGAUCAGGACUCAACGACCCAUACAGGUCUAAUCGCCCAAGAGCUGGUCUCUGUCCUGCCUGAUGCCGUUACCGACUCUGGCGACAUGACCCUUCCAUCAGGAAACACCAUAAGCAACUUUCUAGUAAUAGACAAGGAACGAGUCUUCAUGGAAAACAUCGGUGCUGUUAAAGAACUCGCCAAAGUCACGCAUAACUUGCAAACGAGAUUACAAGAACUUGAAAGAGUAACUCAAUACAAUAUGCCCAUGAAGAAAAAGAAGCAUUCAAAAAAGAAGAUUUUAGAAGAGGAGACUUGUUCGGAUACCAUGAUCCAAAGCACAAUAUACAUGCUGAUCAUAAUCAUGGCUUUAUGCUUAAUAUCAAUGGCUGGCUUGUAUUUCUUUGAAGUACACAAAAGAGUCCCGAUGGAACAACUUAUAACGGACAGAAAUGAAAUCGUAGCACUCAACGCUCUACCCAACGGAUCCAAAUUCAGGAUGAAACCCUCUGUGCAAACGUACCUCCCUUCAAUCAAGGACAAGAUGAUUUAUACGUACAACGGCCCACCGAUCGUCGGCUCUCCCUCGCACUGCGACGGACCGCAAAGCUGCCAGAUAUUUUGUUGCAAUUCGCCGUCCAAGAAAAUUAAUUCUAUUCAAGAUAUUCUCUUCGAUCAAGGCAGCAAUUUACUGGAAGAUCAAGAAAGUCCUGCUAUUGUUGCAGACCAACAGAAAUCAUUGUGGAUAGAAUCUGCAGGAAUGCGAAAAUCUAAACGUGUUCCACUACACUCCGUUUUUGGAUCGAGGAUGGUAAUGGUCGAGGGUACAGGAUUCAAUACAACACUAGGCCCUAAAAAUUGCGACCCGACGCAUUCCCAGUAUCUGCAGUGCAAACAUUACACGGCGAACAAUUACUCUUAUAUAGUGCCUAUAAGUAGAUUCCUGAACGACCCCGUGCUCAAAAUCCAUUUCAGGGUGGAAGGAGUCGGUGAUGAGACGGUCGUCUGGUGCGGCGGUACAGAACAAGGCUGUCCGACUUCAAAACCAAACGUGAAGGAAUUCCCUUCCCUCCCAAGCAACACAUUCCAAGUCGACAUUGAACACCUGAACCAAGCGCACAGAGUGUACAGAAUGGCUCCGAACCACAUGGACAUCAGUUUUAAGGAGAUAUGUAACUGGGACAGUGCUGGUCUUGGGACGAUUUUCAUCGAGUUCAACCUCCGCAUGUAUAGAGAUUGUUCCUUACCAAAUUGAAAGUCAAUUUUUUCAUCCUAAUUAUUUGUUUGUAUUUUGAUUUUGAUUUUUUUCUCUGUCUUUACCAUCUUACGUAUACAAAAUAGGGGUGCCAUUUUCUUUUUCUAGUUUUGACUGAUAGAGCGUCAAAAGAGGAAAUUGAUUUUUUGAAAAUAUCUUUGAAGUUUGUUAAUAGGUAAGUUAAAUACUUUGUGAUCAAAAUGGAAGGUACUGCUCUAUUAUUAUGUACAUUAUAAAUAGACUACAAAAAUAAAAAGUUAAAAUCAUAGUAAGAAUCUCAAUAAUAUAAAUUUGCCAUAUGAUAUGUUUAUUAGUUUAUGAUUUUUUUUCCUUGUUAUAUAAAGCUUUGUGAAUAUUUACAUUCCUAUGUUUUAAUGUUAAUUAUUGGUGGACAAUUAUUUUUAUACUAAUUUUAUUACCUGAAAUGUAUCAUAAAUGUGUUGUUUUUGUGGUUUGCGUUAUGUGUUAUUUUAAAGAUGAACUAUUCUUAAUUUGUACAAAUGUAUAACUUUUUUUGUUCUUUUUUUGUCGUCCUUUUACCAUUUACAUUCCUAUCACUUUGUACCUACUCUAAGUCUAGUUGUUUAGCAUGUAAUAUUGUAUUGUUAUAUGUAUAAAUAUAAAUUAAAUUCAUGACAAUGUAUCUAUAUGUUAUUAUAAAACAUAUCAAUUAUAAUUUUAGCCGUUAGUUCCAUUUUUAAUUCGUAUUUACAAUAAAUUAUUGUAAUAGUUCAUAAGCACAUAGUUUGAUUAAUAUAUUCUGGGUGUGGAGGUCACAAGCAAAUAACUUUAGCCUCUUAUAAGUGUUUAUGAAUGGUAAAUAUAUAGAUAGAAUAUUAAAUU
Messenger RNA from Cimex lectularius (bed bug), 4007 nucleotides. RefSeq names its product myelin regulatory factor. The transcript has 20 exons. Gene Ontology annotation, cellular component: nucleus; endoplasmic reticulum membrane. The coding region runs from base 378 to 3164 and encodes 928 amino acids. Gene Ontology annotation, molecular function: DNA-binding transcription factor activity; sequence-specific DNA binding. Gene Ontology annotation, biological process: positive regulation of DNA-templated transcription; protein autoprocessing. Lineage: Eukaryota; Metazoa; Arthropoda; Insecta; Hemiptera; Cimicidae. The record is from RefSeq and is a predicted model, not a curated record.